AAAAAAAAAAAAAAAAAGAAAGAAAAAUCUCAUCGCUGCCUCCGAAGCUAACUCAAAGUUUUCCGAACAGUUUUCUUUAUCGUUUAAUCGGCGGUUCCAGAGGAGCUAUGGCGCUAUGGAGCAGCUGCAGUCUCCGUGUUAUCUAGCUGGUUUUAACCGAUGAUGAAUAAUUAUAGUUUCAUCAGGGUUGUUGGGAAGGGAAGCUACGGAGAGGUGAACUUGGUGAAACACAAGACAGACCGAAAACAGUAUGUGAUAAAGAAGCUGAAUUUAACCACAUCGUCCAAGAGGGAGCGACGAGCUGCAGAGCAGGAGGCGCAGCUUCUCUCCCAACUGCGACAUCCCAACAUUGUGACUUACAGGGAGUCGUGGGAAGGAGACGACCGUCAGCUCUACAUAGUGAUGGGUUUCUGUGAAGGCGGGGACCUCUAUCACAGGCUCAAACAGCAGAAAGGGGAGCUUUUGCCAGAGAGACAGGUUGUGGAGUGGUUCGUCCAGAUAGCCAUGGCAUUACAGUAUCUCCAUGAGAGGAACAUUCUCCACAGAGACCUUAAAACGCAGAAUAUCUUCCUGACAAAAACCAACAUCAUCAAAGUUGGAGACCUGGGCAUCGCACGAGUUUUGGAGAACCAAAAUGAUAUGGCCAGUACUCUGAUUGGGACGCCGUACUACAUGAGUCCAGAGCUCUUCUCUAAUAAACCCUACAACCACAAGUCAGAUGUAUGGGCCCUGGGUUGCUGUGUGUAUGAGAUGUCCACGCUGAAGCACGCCUUCAACGCCAAAGACAUGAACUCACUGGUUUAUCGCAUUGUAGAGGGAAAGCUGCCACCAAUGCCAAGUCAGUACCACCCUCAGCUUGGAGAUCUGAUCAAGAGUAUGCUGUGUAAGAGACCUGAAGACAGACCUGAUGUCAAACAUGUCCUCCGGCAGCCCUACAUAAAACGUCAGAUCGCCAUGUUCCUUGAGGCCACCAAAGAAAAAACAUCCAAGUCGAAGAAAAAAGCCGUGGUUGGAUCUGGAGAUCACAGGAGCAACAGUCCAUCAGCUGCUGCGUCUUGUCCUUCAAAGCCUCCAAAGCUUCCUCCAUGUCCAAACACUGUUGCCCCGGUGAAGCUGAAAGAAGACACAGCACAGGAGAAUGAAGACCAGAACGGUGUCCCAGAUUUCCAACCUUCACGAUCUCCACCUCCAUCAGCUGACAUUCUCAAAGCCAGUAUCGCGCCCAUGGCAACCGUCAGCAACAUUAAUAUUGAUAUGGCUUCACAGUUGAAUGACAAUACGGUGAUGAAUCACAUUCAAAGGCCCCCGACCAUUAAGCCAAGCAGGGAACCUGCAACUCGCACCGUCCACAAAGAGGGCAAGACGAGGCGGAAACCGGAUCCCUCACCUCCCCCUCCCCCUGUGACUCCCCCUCCCAGAACUGCAGCAGACGAGAGGACAGCUUCCAAUGGGGUGUUAGGUAUCCGUCCAAACAGAGGUGAUACCUUUUCCGUCCCCGUGGAGAAACAGGACUCAGAUGUGGACAGUAAGGAUGACACUAACGAGUUACUUCAAGAGGCCGACGCACAGAAUUCAAAUGCUGGAAACAUUAUGGAUGUGGAUGGAAAUGUGGACAAUAAAAGUGAAACUGUGACUUUAGUCAAGCGUAUUCCAGCACAUCUACCACAUGUUGAUGUACGUUUUGAAAAGGACAGCCUCGAAAGUACGGAAAAGCUGUUAGAACGUCCAGCAGUGGGGCCUGUUGAAGAAGAAAUUUCUGCCGUUGCACCUAAACAGGAUCAAGGUAUUUUUUGCCAAAAUCUCCAGAUCCUUUCAGAGCCACAAGGAUUAGAGCCACUCAGACGUGGGAGGCUUUCAGAUCCAACUAAAGGGGAAAGUAAACAGUUUAAGGUAGCAGCUCCAAGACCUUUACCUCAACCUCCCAUAGAGGCUGCAGCUGUGGAGAGGAAAAAGAGGACCAAGAAGACCUCAGAGGGCAAGAGUGUUGAUGUGACUGCAGCCUCCACAUCUGUUAGCUCAUCCAAGGAUGGAUUAUUACCUCUACCACAAGAACGUCCUCUGACUGCCAGAGAGAGAAGACGUCUGAGGCAGUCCCAAGACAGCGCAGGACCAGCAGGUCCUAGUGCUGUGCGAAGGUCAUCGUAUGAUGUCAGCUCUGCUAGAGCUGAGCGACAUGUCCUCUUUACUCGAUCUGCUUCAUACUCCAUGACAGAGUCCAUUAGUAAGCACGAUAAACUGGCAGAGCAAAGAUCAGAUGAAGAUGAGUGCAGCUCAUCUACAAGCUCCACGGAGCGCUCCGAGGGAGACUGUAGGGAAAGAAAAACCGAAUCCAGCGACAUGCAUGAUUUGGUCCACAUGAUGACUCAGACUCUGAGGAUGGAUGUUGGAGAUGCCGGACAUGAGGUGGGAAAAGGCAGAUUGGAGCCCAGCACGCUGCCCGAAUUCAAGCUGAACCGCAGAUACAGGGACACCCUACUGCUUCAUGGGAAAGCCAGGGAAGAGGCGGAGAACCUUCCACUCCAGGAAAUACCAACAGAGGGCUCUCCAUCCGGUCCAGCUAAAGUCAGACGGGCAAUAGAGCGUCUGAGAACCGAUGUGGUGAAAGGUCUGGGUGUUAAGCUUUUGGAUAAGGUGCUUGAAAUCAUGGAGGAGGAAGAUGAGGUCAAAAGAGAACUGUGCCUUCGUGACCAGAUGGGAGAUGAGAAGUACCACGCUUAUGCCGUCAUGGUGAGACAGCUGAAGUUUUUUGAGGAUAUUGCCGUAAAGAUGUGAAAAGCAUGGUAGAAUACACUACGGGAUAGCACUGGUAACUCUAUCAAAUCAAACGUCCUUUUAUUUAUUACGGUACCUCUACCAAACUUAGACUGAAAUUUGUACCAGGAGGAAAAUUCAGAUCUGAUAAAUCAAUACAGAUAAUUAUCUUGAUGAGUUUUUGUUUUGACUUUCUGAGUAUUGACACCAAAUGUGAAAAUGAGCCUUUAAAGUUAAGGAUGCCUAUGCAAAGUUUAUUUUAAAGCUUCCCAUUUGGUUUUCUCUUUUAUUGUUGGAGUUUCAUUUAUUCAUUAUCCAAUUUAUCAUAUUUGUUAUUUCUGCUGUUAUUUGGACUUAUUUUCUUCUUUUAACAUGUGUAAUAGAUAUAUUGUAGAUAGUGUGAUUUCUAAUAAAACUAAAAUUUAA
Molecule: messenger RNA, 3177 nt
Organism: Cyprinodon tularosa
Lineage: Eukaryota; Metazoa; Chordata; Actinopteri; Cyprinodontiformes; Cyprinodontidae
Gene: nek4
Product: NIMA-related kinase 4
Exons: 16
Coding region: 160-2772 (870 amino acids)
Biological process (GO): protein phosphorylation
Molecular function (GO): ATP binding; protein kinase activity
Source: RefSeq, a predicted model, not a curated record